CGCGAUGUGCGAAUUUCUAAUGCCUUCGUCAUCACGGAUUUGCACAUCGCAAUUGAACUGAAGAAAAAAUGAAACACAAAUAGAAUCAUGUGUGCUCCGUUUAUCUACUCGUAUAGUGUGCCUUCUCAUCCAAUCUAAUUGAUCUGAUUUAGUUACAUAGUUCAAAAUGAGCAGCCGUGAACAGGCAAUUCAGCAGGCAAGAAAGACUGUCGAGCAGCUUCGAGGUGAACGCAAUAUGCGACGAACACCGGUGUCUGCAUCAGCUGCUGAUUUGAUUAGGUUUACGCAAGAUCUCCAACGUGAAGAUGUGUUGGUGACCGGAUUUCCUAACGAUAAAAUGAAUCCAUACCGUCCCAAAAGCUCGUUCCAAUGCAGCCUGAUAUGAGAGGGACGUAAUCACACUCACAAAAUG
Messenger RNA from Cylicocyclus nassatus, 412 nucleotides. NCBI's taxonomy places the organism in Eukaryota, Metazoa, Nematoda, Chromadorea, Rhabditida, Strongylidae. The record is from the annotation of a GenBank genome assembly.